AUGAUACCCCGGUCUCAUCUGGCCAUCAUCCUAGCCACCUUGAUCGCGAUAUUCUGGCUCGUUGGUACAUCCUUCUGGCCGAAGAAGAGCGCAUUAGAAACACCGGCCCGGAAGACAGCUUUUCGUCAAAGACUAGUCGCUGUUGGGGAUCUUCAUGGAGACCUUGAGAAUGCUCAAAAGGUUCUCAGAAUGGCCAAGAUCAUUGACCAGAAUGCCAACUGGAUAGGCGGAACAGAUAUCCUCGUUCAGACUGGUGAUGUUGUAGAUCGAGGAACCUUUGCCUUUGAUAUCUAUCGAAUGAUGCAGAGACUUCGAGGACAAGCAGCCGAUGCUGGUGGACAGCUCGUAUCGAUCCUGGGGAAUCACGAGAUCAUGAAUGCCAUCGGGGACUGGCGCUAUGUCACCGACGAGGAUAUCAAGCACUGUGGCUCGACCGCGCAGCGUCAGAAGGACAUGUCGAUAGACGGCUGGCUAGGCCAGGAAUGGCUCGCCAACUACUCUUCCACAGCUUUGGUGGCCUUGGCCGAUCAUCCCCAAGCUCCCAGACUAUCGUUUACACACGGCUCACUCCGGCCAUCUUAUCCCAAUCUCACCCCAUAUCCAGGCAACAUCAAUAGACUCGGGCAUUCGCUCUUGACCAAAGCUCUGACGCCACCAAUGGCCAUGCCAUAUCCGCCGAAUCCAUAUCCUGGUCUGCCUAGAGCAUUGACAGACGCCGAAGCGGAAUUAUAUGCUGAGGGAGGUCCUUUUUGGUGGCGAGGUCUCGCGCAGAGCCCCGAUGAGAAGCUAGUAUGUGGUUGGGCAGAGCAACUGAAAGCGAAGCUAGGCGUGAGACGGAUCAUAGGGGGCCAUACUCCCAACUUUGAGCGCAUUGUGGACCGAUGCGAGGCUUCGAUCAUCAUCAUAGAUACUGGCAUAUCAAGCGCCUAUGGAGGAGUGUUAUCAGCGUUGGAAAUCAUUUACACCCUUUCACCAACAGCGCCGAAUCGUAUUCACCAUCAAGAUCCUCUUUUGCUGACGCAGGGGACCGAGUAUGUUGAGCGCGAAGAGGUUCACGCGAUUUAUGAGAACCGUCGACGUCAGCUAGCCGUAGAAGAACGUACCAUAAGGUUGUAA
Messenger RNA from Kockovaella imperatae, 1116 nucleotides. RefSeq names its product Metallo-dependent phosphatase-like protein. NCBI's taxonomy places the organism in Eukaryota, Fungi, Basidiomycota, Tremellomycetes, Tremellales, Cuniculitremaceae. The transcript has 5 exons. Gene Ontology annotation, molecular function: hydrolase activity. The coding region runs from base 1 to 1116 and encodes 371 amino acids. The record is from RefSeq and is a predicted model, not a curated record.